AUGGCGAGCCAAGGAGCCUCUAGCCCUCUGACCCUGCCUCCGGGCGUAGAUGCGGCAACCUUCCAAAAGUUCAUCGACGCGGCGCGUGGGGUUGUCGCCGCCGAGAACGUUACAGUAAUCGACAAGUCAGAUCAUCUCACGAAGCAGGAUUACCUUGACCCUAGCAAGGCCCACGACAUGUUUCAUAUUCUGAGCAAGGAGCACUUUAUUUCUUCCGCCGUUAUCGCUCCCCGCGACGUAGCAGAGGUACAGUCCAUCGUGAGGUUGUGCAACGAGUACGAGGUUCCUCUCUGGCCCUUCUCUGCCGGCCGAAAUGUCGGUUAUGGAGGUGCCGGGCCUAGGGUGCCGGGCUCCGUUGGUCUUGAUAUGGGCAGGCACCUGAACAAGAUCAUCGAGGUAGACGUGGACGGAGCUUACGCGCUUGUGGAGCCCGGUGUUACCUAUACAGACCUUCACCAGUACCUUGUGGACAACAACCUGCGGGACAAACUCUGGAUCGACGUGCCCGACUUGGGGGUGUCAUCCUUCCCGAUGGUAGCCUCAUCCGCACCGGUAUGGGCGCACUUCCGAACCCCAACGCGGACACAAGCAAACCCCCACGAGCAGGAGCCCAACGCAGCCUGGCAACUUUUCAACUAUGGCUUCGGUCCGUAUAACGAUGGCAUCUUCACACAAUCCUCUCUUGGAAUCGUAGUGAAGAUGGGAGUGUGGUUGAUGGUAAAUCCCGGUGGAUACCAGUCCUAUCUCGUUACAAUCCCUAGGGAUGAGGACCUUCACAAGGCCAUCGAAAUCAUCCGACCCCUUCGAACGUCGAUGGUUCUACAAAACGUCCCCACAGUGAGGCACAUCCUGCUGGAUGCGGCCGUAAUGUUAAAUCUUGGCCGCUGGAACUUCUACGGCGCUUUGUACGGCCCCGAGCCCAUCCGCGCUGCCAUGUGGGCUGUCGUCAAGCAGGCGUUUUCGACAAUUCCAGGCACCAAGUUCUAUUUCCCAGAAGAUAUGCCCGACAACGUCGUUUUGCAGACCAGGCAUUUGACCCUGCAGGGAAUUCCCACGACAACCGAACUUGAAUGGGUAAACUGGCUCCCCAACGGCGCCCAUCUCUUCUUCUCGCCCAUCGCCAAAAUGCACCACAUCGUGUGCCUAGUCUUCAACCGUGAGGAUCCGGAAUCGUGCCGCCGCGCGCACUGGAUCAUCACGACGCUGAUCGAUGAUGCGGCGAAGCGCGGCUGGGGCGAGUACCGCACGCAUUUGGCGCUGAUGGACCAGAUUGCGGGCACUUACAACUUUAACAAUGGGGCGCAGAUGCGGCUGAACGAGAUCAUCAAGAACGCGCUCGAUCCCAAGGGAAUUUUGGCGCCCGGCAAGAAUGGCAUCUGGCCGCAAAAGUAUGAUGCGAAGCAAUUCCAGAUUGCUAGGCCUAAGCAGCUUUGA
Molecule: messenger RNA, 1434 nt
Organism: Parascedosporium putredinis
Lineage: Eukaryota; Fungi; Ascomycota; Sordariomycetes; Microascales; Microascaceae
Source: the annotation of a GenBank genome assembly